AUCCCUUGCUCACACUCAAAUCUUCAUCUUCUCUCUUUUCUCUUCUUAUCAGUUUUCGAGCUCCAGCUAUGGCUUCCCUCACACAUUUCUUCUUUCUUGCUCUCUCAAUCCUUUCUCUCUUGGCUUCUUCUUCCAAUGCUCAGCUCUCUCCCAACUUCUACGCCAGAUCUUGCCCUAACCUUCAGGCCAUCGUUCGCAGCACAAUGAGGAAGGCUCUCGCCAGAGAAGCCCGUCUCGGCGCCUCCAUCCUCCGCCUGUUUUUCCACGACUGCUUUGUAAAUGGCUGCGAUGCCGGAAUCCUACUAGACGACACAGGAAGCUUCACCGGAGAGAAAAACGCCGGACCCAACCUGUCGGCAAGAGGCUAUGAAGUGAUCGAUGCUAUCAAAACCAACGUCGAAGCUGCCUGCAAGGGCACUGUGUCUUGCGCUGAUAUCUUGGCACUCGCUGCACGAGAGGGUGUAUUUCUGCUAGGAGGACCCUCAUGGGCAGUGCCUCUGGGCCGGAGGGACGCAAGGACGGCGAGCCAGAGCAAAGCGAACAGCGAGAUCCCUGGGCCGUCGUCGGACCUGUCGACCCUGAUCUCCAUGUUUGCCGCGAAAGGUCUGACCGCGCGGGAGAUGACGGUGCUCUCCGGCGCCCACAGCAUAGGUCAGGGACAGUGCAGUUUCUUCAGGAACCGCAUCUACAACGAGAAGAACAUUGACCGGAGUUUUGCAGCCACGAGAAGGGCCACAUGUCCUAGAACUGGUGGGGACACCAAAUUGGCACCCCUUGACUUUACCCCGAACAGAUUUGACAACACUUACUAUAAGGACCUCGUGGCUCGACGUGGCUUGUUCCAUUCGGACCAAGUGCUCUUCAAUGGUGGCUCUCAAGAUGCUCUGGUUAGGACCUACAGUUCCAACAGUGCGCUCUUCUUCAGGGACUUUGCUUCUGCUAUGGUGAAGAUGAGCAGUAUCACUCCUCUCACUGGGUCCCGGGGUGAGAUCAGAAAGAAUUGUAGGGUUGUGAACUGAUUUGGUCCGUCCGUGAUUUUUGGUUUUUUUUUGGGUCAAGAACAGCAAUUGAGUAAUCAAGGGCUGUAUUUAAGGUUAGGGGUUUAAUUAUUUAAUCAACUAUGAUUAUUAUACAAGGUCUUACUAUUAGUCAAAAGCUUUGACUAGGUGGAUCUUGGAUAUAUAUCAUAUAUGCAUUUUAUGUAUAACACAGUCCAUCAAGUACUGUAAGCUGGGGGUCUCUUUUUUUAAUCAAUGAAUGAUUCCAAUUUCCAA
Prosopis cineraria is the source of this 1274-nucleotide messenger RNA. Its product is annotated as peroxidase P7-like. Gene Ontology annotation, biological process: response to oxidative stress; hydrogen peroxide catabolic process. Gene Ontology annotation, molecular function: heme binding; peroxidase activity. Lineage: Eukaryota; Viridiplantae; Streptophyta; Magnoliopsida; Fabales; Fabaceae. The transcript has 3 exons. Bases 69 to 1019 code for a protein of 316 amino acids. The record is from RefSeq and is a predicted model, not a curated record.